AUGAGGCUGAUGAGUUAUGUCUGGCAGCCAUACUUUGAUCACUCUGUAUUGGUAUCCUCGACAUCCCAGUUUUCUGUGGGACAUGGGAAGAGCAUGUGCAAAGUCCUAGAUUUGUUUCGGAUGCCUGCCUUGAAGCACAAGGCUGAACUUGAAGAAUGGCCAAGACCCAAGCCCUACAGAGGAAUGAGUAAGGAAAGAACGUUGGAGUUUUGGUGGUGCCACCUGAACAUUUCGAAUUCUCCUGCAAUUGCAACUCCUCUACGGAAGUGCACUCAUCAGAAUGAGGAAAUGGUGUGGGGUAAUGCUAAAGAAGGGUCCGCAGAUGAGGAAAACAACCUGUAUGUUACCAUAAUGACUUGGCUUUGGGGUGGUUUUUCGGGGCAGUCCUCAUUCUUCCACAGACAAGAAACUUCUAUCUUUUUCCGGACUACUGGGAUGGGAGUCAGUACAUCCUACUCUUUGUUUGACGAUUCCGCUAGAAAGCUGAACAAUCCUGAGAAUGAUUCUAGGGAGAAGGAAAGGCCCGGUCAAACCAUGGAUCUCCCCAAGGUGAUUCACCCUGGUGCUGAAAUCGAUCGGGAAUCUGAAAUGACGGCACAACACAAGCCGCCAUACCUUCGGAGGCUUCGCUUUGCCGUAGAUCCACUCUGGUUUUGUUCCAAACCUCCCCUUGACCCAUCCUCUUUGAUUCUAAUUGUGGGGGCAUUCAAUGCACUUGAUGUAGACCAGAAAAAAGAGGCUUUCCCAUGGGUUGGGAAAGUAGUCGCCUCUUCACUUUCCUUCAGCCGAUUCAGAUACCGAAUCGUAUCUCUUGGAGAGAGGUGCAGAAGCUCUCCCUUUGACUUGACUUAG
Ilex paraguariensis (yerba mate) is the source of this 852-nucleotide messenger RNA. The record is from the annotation of a GenBank genome assembly. NCBI's taxonomy places the organism in Eukaryota, Viridiplantae, Streptophyta, Magnoliopsida, Aquifoliales, Aquifoliaceae.